This is a messenger RNA of Ipomoea nil (Japanese morning glory), 2211 nucleotides long. RefSeq lists its product as uncharacterized. The coding region runs from base 1 to 2211 and encodes 736 amino acids. The record is from RefSeq and is a predicted model, not a curated record. Gene Ontology annotation, biological process: telomere maintenance; DNA repair. Gene Ontology annotation, molecular function: DNA helicase activity. NCBI's taxonomy places the organism in Eukaryota, Viridiplantae, Streptophyta, Magnoliopsida, Solanales, Convolvulaceae. The transcript has 4 exons.
AUGUAUGCUAAAAGGUUAUUCCAGCAAUUCUUGGUUGAUGCAUAUACUAUGGUUGAAUCUUCGAGGUUACUCUAUAUUCGGUUAAAUCAAAAAGCUUUGAGGUGUGAGGCCUACAAAGGACUCUCUGAUGCGCUGACGCGAGGUGAAGUUCAACCCAGUUCUCAAGGUAAAAGAAUCAUAUUACCAUCAAGUUUCACUGGAGGAGCAAGGUACAUGAUACAAAAUUACCAAGACGCCAUGGCAAUUUGUAGAUUUGUAGGCUAUCCCAAUCUUUUUAUUACAUUUACAUGUAAUCCUAAAUGGCCUGAGAUAGAACGCUUCUUGGAGAAAAGAAACUUGAAAGCUGAAGAUCGCCCGGACAUUGUUUGCCGUGUUUUCAAAAUGAAGCUAGACUGUUUAAUAAAGGAAAUAAAAAAUGGGAAACUAUUUGGUCGCGUAAAGGCAGUUAUAUACACAAUUGAGUUCCAGAAACGUGGUCUUCCGCAUGCCCACAUAUUACUAUUCCUUCAAGCGAACAGCGAAUUUGCUGACCCGGGCUUUAUGGACACGAUCAUUUCAGCCGAGAUCCCCGACAAGGUGACAGCGAAUGAAUACUACAAACAUGUUGGAGAAUUCAUGUUGCACGGCCCAUGUGGUGCUGCCCGAAUGAAAUCCCCGUGCAUGGCAAAUGGCAAGUGUUCAAAGCAUUUUCCAAAAAGAUACAUUGAUGCAUCGCAUUUUGACCAAGAUGGUUACCUGUUGUCAAUCAAGUACUUAUUCAAGUACGUAAACAAGGGCAACGACCGGGUCACUGCUGAGUUUUAUAAGGCUAUGAUCGAUGGAGCUGGUAACGAGAUUGUCGAUGAGAUAAACAUGUACUAUGAUUGCAGGUACGUAUCUGCAUGUGAGGCAACAUGGAGGUUGUUUAGUUUUGAAGUACAGUACAGAACUCCCCCGGUUGAGCGAUUAAGCUUUCACUUGUCGGACUGCCAGUCAGUUGUUUUCCAAGACGAUGAUACGAUUGAUAAUGUCCUCAAUAGGGAAACCGUUGGGCAAAGUAUGUUUAAUGCAUGGUUUGUAGCCAAUCAGAAGUUCAAAGAAGCGAGUUUACUGACGUAUAUCGAGAUGCCUACCAAAUUUGUUUGGAAGAAGGACAUCCGUGAAUGGCAUCCAAGAAAGAAGGGUUCCUCAAUUGGUAGAAUAUUCUAUGUGCCUCCAGCUUCAGGCGAAAUAUAUUAUUUGAGGUGUCUAUUGAACAUAGUACGUGGUCCGACAAGUUACAAAGAUAUUAGGACAGUUAACGGUGUUGAGUACUUAACCUUUAGAGAUGCGUGUUAUGCUCAUGGAUUGUUAGACGAUGAUAAGGAGUACAUUGAUGCUAUAAAUGAAGCAAGUUAUUGGUCAAGUGCGCAUUCAUUGAGGAAGCUAUUUGUUGUCUUACUAACAUCAUCAUCAAUUAUUAGACCCGAAAAUGUUUGGAAUCAAGUGUGGGAGCAUUUGUCUGAAGAUGCUCAACAUUAUCAAAGGAGAGUAUUAAAACAACAAGAUUUGGUCUUAACAGAGGAAGAGAAAAAGAACUUUGCAUUAAUUGAACUGGAAAACCUGUUGGGUCAACAAAACAAGUCUUUAAAAGACUACCCCCCGAUGCCAACACCAAGUACUGAUAAUUCACGUUUGUUUCAAAAUCGAUUGGUUUUUGAAGAGUUGUCGUACGAUUCGGAACAGUUGAAGGCAGAUUCUGAGGUCCUUUGUGCCAAACUAACUGAAGAACAGGGUCUCAUAUAUGAUACUGUUACCAAAGAUAUUGAGAACAAGAAGGGUGGCUUAUUUUUUGUUUAUGGUUAUGGUGGAACAGGAAAGACUUUCAUGUGGAGAGCGUUAUCAGCUGCAGUCAGAUGCAAAGGACAAAUCAUUUUAAAUGUCGCUUCAAGUGGCAUAGCUUCUUUGUUGCUACCAGGUGGCCGGACUGCACACUCGAGGUUUGCAAUACCUAUUGCAAUAAAUGAGGACUCUACCUGUAACAUUAAGCAAGGUAGCGACCUGGCUGAGUUGCUGAUCAAGACGAGCUUGAUAAUUUGGGAUGAAGCUCCCAUGAUGCAUAAACAUUGCUUUCAAGCUUUAGAUAGAACCAUGCGGGAUUUGUUGCGUUUUGUAGAACCUAAUAGUGAAAUGAAGACGUUUGGUGGUAAAACAGUUGUACUGGGUGGAGAUCUCCGUCAAAUUCUUCCAUGA